Messenger RNA from Coffea eugenioides, 549 nucleotides. RefSeq lists its product as uncharacterized. NCBI's taxonomy places the organism in Eukaryota, Viridiplantae, Streptophyta, Magnoliopsida, Gentianales, Rubiaceae. The coding region runs from base 1 to 549 and encodes 182 amino acids. The transcript is spliced from 3 exons. The record is from RefSeq and is a predicted model, not a curated record. Gene Ontology annotation, molecular function: nucleic acid binding; RNA-DNA hybrid ribonuclease activity.
AUGAAUAACCAAUACCCUAAUUGGAGGCUAGUCUUUGAUGGUGUUUCAAAUUUGCUUAAGGCUGGAAUUGGAGUAGUAUUGAUGUCACCUGAAAGGAAACAUUAUCUUGCCACUGCUAUGUUACGAUUUCCUUAUACUAGCAACAUGGCUGAGUAUAAAGCUUGUUUUUUUGAAUUGAAAAUAGCAUUAGAAAUGGAGAUUAAGGACCUGAUAGCAUUCAGUGAUUUCGAUUUACUUAUGCACCAGAUGUUCAAGUGGAAUCUAGAAUCCAGACACAUCCCCCACACUAGCAAUGCCUUGGCUGAUGUUCUAGCCACUUUGUAUUCAAUGAUCCAAUAUCCAGAUGACUGUGAUAUAAAGGAAUUCAUAAAAAUAAGGUCUUACCCUCCUGGCACUGAUUCUGUUGCAAAAGGUUCCUUACGCAAAAUGUCCUACAGAUUCUUCUUGAAUGAAGAAAUAUUGUAUAAGAAAAUAUCUGAUUUGGGCUUUUUAAGAUGCAUUGAUGAAGAAGAAACUGAUUACAUGAAAUUGUGGACCACACAUGAAUAG